AUGUCGCCCACAAUUCACAAGAAUACUCUCCUCGAGUCCUUUGCAAAGGACCAAGUCAAUGUGUCUCUGGGUGUAAAGAUUUUGAAAGGGGUCGAAAUUGUUCAUAUUGCAAAAUCCGCUGGCUACGAUUCCCUUUUCGUCGAUCUUGAGCAUUCCACCCUCACCAUCAAGGAUGCAGGUCAGAUAUGCAUCGCAGCAUUGUCAGCUGGUGUUUCACCUUUCAUCAGGGUGCCACACGAAUGUGGUGAUGGGAUGAUCCAGAAAGCCCUUGACGCAGGAGCCAUGGGUGUGGUUGUGCCUCAUAUUGAUACUGUUGAACAAGCGCAAAAAGCCAUUUCCAUCACAAAAUUCCCCCCUCUAGGGGGCCGGUCCAUCACUGGCGCGUUGCCUCAGUUUGACAUGGCUCCGAUCCCUCCAACGAUUACAGGACCACUACUGGACCAGAGCGGUUCAGUUGUCGCCCUCAUCAUUGAGUCCGGCUUAGGAGCCGACAAUGCUGAUGCUAUUGCAAAUCUACCUGGAGCAGAUAUACUUGUUAUAGGCUGUUAUGAUCUCGCAUCCAAUAUUGGCACACUGGGUGAGUGGGAUCACCCCAAGUUUCUCUGCUGUCUGGAAAAAGUAGCAAAGGCUUGCAAGAAACAUGACAAACAUUGGGGUUUCGGGGGUCUUGAGCAUCGUCCGGAUUUAAUGGACAUAUGCGUCAAUGAAUGGGGUGCGAGGUGGAUUCUCGGUCAACAAGACUUUGGCUUGCUUCUGAAGGCGGGUAGAGAGAACUCCCAGAUGCUCAAGAUGAUACAGAAAACCAAGUAA
Exophiala mesophila is the source of this 810-nucleotide messenger RNA. RefSeq lists its product as uncharacterized. The record is from RefSeq and is a predicted model, not a curated record. Gene Ontology annotation, cellular component: cytoplasm. Lineage: Eukaryota; Fungi; Ascomycota; Eurotiomycetes; Chaetothyriales; Herpotrichiellaceae. The transcript is spliced from 3 exons. Bases 1 to 810 code for a protein of 269 amino acids. Gene Ontology annotation, molecular function: aldehyde-lyase activity.